UUUGACCUUUAAUGGUAAAAUACAGAAUAGAUUAUAGUAUAGACUCUAGAUUCUAGAAUCUAGAUAAAGUUUUACCGUAGAGUUUAUAUAGACUCUAGAUCUUGAUUCUAGAUCUAUGAUUAUGGAGACUUGUGUUGAUAAAGAUAUCAUCUUAAUCGAGCCCUUUUUUGGUGGCUCACAUUUGCAGCUAAUCGAAAUUAUUUCUUCUGAUAAGCUGAUAGGACCACGGUGUAUUAUUUGCUCAUUGCCUGCAAAAAAAUGGCAGUGGCGCGCCAGAGUAUCAGCACUUUAUUUCAGUCAAACGAUACCAUUCGGAAAUUUCAAGUGAGAUGAAAGUUUAAAUUAAAAGUAUUGUUUGCAAGCUCAGUUCUAAACCUGGCUGAACUUAUAGCUUUAAGGCCUGAUCUUGCUCAGACAAAAAAAGUAGUUUAUUUCCAUGAAAAUCAACUAAUCUAUCCAGUUCAGCAACAGCUAGAACGCGAUUUUCAAUAUGGAUAUAAUCAGAUUUUAACAAGUAUGGUUGCUGAUAAAGUUAUAUUCAAUUCAACUUUCAACAUGGACACUUUCUUAUCUUCAAUAUCAUCACAUCUCAAACUUAUACCAGAUCACAGGCCAAAAAAUCUUCAUGAGCAAAUUCGUCCAAAAUGUCAAGUUGUGUAUUUUCCUUUAAUCCUUUGUGUUAAUGAUGUAUCGGUUGAAAAGGAAAGAGAAUAUGAACAUGAUUCAUCACAUUCCAUAGCUAAUGAAAAGCCAGAAAAGGAAUCUCCUUGUUCUAUUAUCAAUGAAAUGCCAGAAAAAGUAUCAAAAGAUUCUGAUUCUUUUGUCUACAGUACAGAAACUUUAUAUAAAAAAAAUCAUAGUGAAGACUUAAAAACUAUAGAAACUGCCGAAGAGUCAAAUUCAAAAACAGGUUCAUUCAAAAGCUUUGAGAGUUUACUUGUAAAUCCUUCUUUGUGCACAGUGACUAAAAGAGGAAAAGAGAGUUCAUCUUUAAAUGUCAUUGCUCCUACUGAUGUUCAGCUACAAGCAUGCAGCCAUCUCCUUCAUAUUGUUUGGCCUCAUCGCUGGGAGCACGACAAAAAUCCUGAAAGUUUUUUCAGUGCACUUUUCCAGCUGCAGGCCGAUGGUUACAAUUUCUUAGUUUCAGUUAUUGGAGAGACAUUCUCGGAAAUUCCAGAAAUAUUUUACACUGCACAACAACUACUGAAAGACAGGAUAGUUGCAUGGGGAUACCAAAAUCGGUGUGACUACUUUAAGAUACUAGAUUCUGCACAUGUUGCUGUAUCCACCGCACAUCAUGAGUUCUUUGGAGUUAGCAUGCUUGAAGCUGUCAGCAGAGAUUGUUAUCCACUUUGCCCUAAGAGACUAGUCUAUCCUGAAAUAUAUCCAGAUGAAUGCCUGUAUUCAACUCAAGCACAACUGGUGAAAUGCUUAAAAAGAUUUUGCCAAAAGCCAAUUUGUGCAAAAUUAAGCAAUAAAAUUGAGAUUAUUCAGAGAUAUUCAUGGACAAAUCUAAGAGCCAGUUACAGAGCUUUGUUGACUGUAUGAGAAAGAGCUCACACUAAUUUGUUUAGUAGUAUUAAAUCUAUUAAUUAAAGAGCUUCAAAUCCUCUCAUAUGUACAUAUUGCAACAUUUUUAAAAAGUAGCAUCAUUAGCUAUUGAUCUAGGUCUCUCUAAAUAAACUGUCUGUGAAUAAGUGUACUCAUAAAUUAAGUUGUGUAUUAUUUAAUGUUGUUUUUUUUAAAUUACAUUUUAUUUUACUGUG
Messenger RNA from Biomphalaria glabrata, 1766 nucleotides. RefSeq names its product glycosyltransferase-like domain-containing protein 1-like. The record is from RefSeq and is a predicted model, not a curated record. The transcript has 7 exons. The coding region runs from base 517 to 1548 and encodes 343 amino acids. Gene Ontology annotation, molecular function: glycosyltransferase activity. NCBI's taxonomy places the organism in Eukaryota, Metazoa, Mollusca, Gastropoda, Planorbidae.